Messenger RNA from Megachile rotundata (alfalfa leafcutting bee), 1212 nucleotides. RefSeq lists its product as uncharacterized. NCBI's taxonomy places the organism in Eukaryota, Metazoa, Arthropoda, Insecta, Hymenoptera, Megachilidae. The record is from RefSeq and is a predicted model, not a curated record. Gene Ontology annotation, biological process: sensory perception of smell; detection of chemical stimulus involved in sensory perception of smell. Gene Ontology annotation, molecular function: odorant binding; olfactory receptor activity. Gene Ontology annotation, cellular component: plasma membrane.
AUGCAAGGGGACAAGUACACGGACUUGUCAAUUACUCUGUCUACCUUCUGUAUGAAAUACGUAGGGUUGUGGACAGCCAAGGAUUAUGCGCAAGAACGUCGAAGGAAACUAGGGAUAGCGUACUCGAUUUACGCAGUCUGCUUAGCGCUGUUCUUCGAGAUCAGAGACUUGUGUUUCUCUUGGGGCGAUCUAAAUGCAACUCUCUACGUGUUGUGCAACCUUUUGAGCGUUUCUCUUACCGCAUUCAAAGUGCACGUUCUAGUCCUAUACAGAACGGAGUUAGCUGAGUUGAUUGUGUACAUGCAAGAUCACUUUUGGCAUUGUAAAUACGACGAGCGUGAGAAAGCGAUUCUUGCAAAUUGCAGGAAAACUUGCGUCUUUUUCACCAUUUCCGUCACUUGUAUCGGAGAAUGCGCCGUUGUCGCUUAUAUCGUGACACCGAUCGUUGCAAGUCUGGGAUCGAAUUCAACCGUCAGGCUGCAUCCAUUUAACAUGUGGUAUACUACGGUAUUAGAGACGCCAUACUUUGAGUUUUUUUUUGUUGUUCAGGUGUUCAUUUUAUUUCACGUCGGAGUGUGCUACUUCUGCUUCGACAACAUGUUCUCUAUCUUCAGCCUGCACAUAGCUACACAGUUUCGUAUACUUCAAUAUAGAUUCGAGAUAAUGUGCCAAAUAUAUGAGGAGUCGGACCCGGCAAACGAGAAAAUCUCUCCGACAAAUUAUGCUUUCGAAGUUUACCAGAAAUUUAAGGUUUACGUACAACAGCAUCAAGCACUUAUUAAUUACUCCAAGUUGCUUGAGAGAGUGUUUACGCUGAUUACAUUUGGACAAGUGAUGGUCUUCAGCGUGCUCAUUUGUUUGUUUGGGUAUCAAAUAUUACUGGCGGAUUCUACCCCUGCACGACGUUCAGUCUUCAUAUGCCUAACCGUGGGCAGCACAUCUUUACUGUUCAUGUUCACUUAUAGCUGCCAUGGUUUAAUGGAGCAAAGUGACUUGCUCGCCGAUGCAAUGUAUUCGACAAUGUGGACGCGGAUUCCGAUGAAUAAAUACGGAAAGAUGCUUCGGAAUGAUCUGAUGAUGGUGAUAUUAAGAGCUAGACGUACUUGUUGCAUUACUGCGAAUGGGUUCUUUCCUGUCUCCCUAGAAACCUUCACUACGAUUUUUAGUACUGCUGCAUCGUACUUUACAUUACUGAGGAACAGCGUGGGAUGA